UUUUCUCUAUGAUGCUUUGUAACUGAAUUUCGCAAAUUAGUUUCUUUUUAAUUUAAUCUACUCAUUUUUAUUGCUUGAACAUGUUAUAAGAGAAGUUAUGCAUUUCAUUUGGAAAGUUUUUAGCUUCCUUUUGUUUGUAUCAGUCGAGCCACAUCAUGAGUAUCAUAGUAUUUCAUUUGAAUGAGAGGGCAACGUCGGCUUAGCUGUAGUUUGCAGCAACAGCAAAAACAAACGCGAGUGGCGGCGAAGGUUGAUCGGUUUUCCACUGCAGUGCGGACGCGGAUCUUGUCAAUUGUAGGUUACUGCGAAUUUCAGAAUUUUUCGAAUGUGAAAUCACUGCAAAAACAAAUUGGUGAUGGCAGAGCCAGAAACAACAAAUGGAACUCCCAAUUCAUCGACACUACCGCGCAGUGCGAGAAGGUGUCGAAUCCCUCGGUUGAACCGUUCCACUUCUGCUAGACUGAAAGGGGACCUCUUAGACUCCAUAAAAUGCGAGAAUCGUCCCAAGUCCAUGACUCUGUCCUCUCCUAGGGAUUAUCCAUGGCAGUUAGAAGGCCGCUAUGGAGAUAUGGGGUCCGUGGCAUCUAUGCCCUUUUCCAUUGACGACGAUAGUUCCGUGAAGAGCUUUGGGAGCUUUGUAAGCUACACUUCAUUUGCUAGUCAGAGCCAAGGCACAGAGGCGUCUUUGUCGCGGCCCAUCAGCCGGUCGCAUUAUGGGAAGAAGUAUAUCCUGCAUUGUGAUCGACACCUAGCAAAACAGGAAGAAUAUUUGACACCGACGCAGAGGAAAGACAAAGAAAUACGUCAAUUAAAGUCAGCGCUCAUGAAACAGACGAAACGAUGUGAAGAGAAAGAAAUGGAGAUUGAGACUCUAAAAGCCGAAAUGCAGAGACUUCAAGAUACUAUCGCUGAAUUACGAGAUGGAAAACACAAUCUGAUGAAUUCCUCUCAAGAAAGUGACCACUUAGACAGUAUGAAUACAAAAAAUUCAGCCUCUGAAAUUAGUUUUGAAAGUAAUGAUACUGAUAGAAGCGAUAUGCAAAAUACUGUAACUAUGAACAAUGAUGACAGUGGAGUAUCGAAUGUUUUAUCAAUGAGUCCAAGAAAUAGUUCCGAAUUCGAUGAUCUCGAUCGCCAUCACAGUAAAGUUACAACAGCUGAUAAAGCUGUGUGCACAGAUCUGUCCCUUUUUGACUUUUCUGCUCCUGUAAACAAGACUGAAAUAAAUCACAUAACAACUGUAAACCACUCUCAACGUAAUUUCAGUGAGAGUUCUGUUGCGGAAAACUGUAAGGAUAAUGGCUCGCAACUUGAAAAGCUUGCCGUUGCAGCUUCACCUAGAUUAUCGCAGGAAUUUGAAAGGUUCCUGACUACUUACAAACAAGAGCUAGAACAAUUGAAAGCACAGCACAGAGAACAUUACCAGGAUUUGAAAGAGAGAUUUAAUGAAAGGGUAGAUGAUCUACUUCAAAAGUUAACGGAAGCUAAUUCAAGGUAUUUGGAAUUGAGACCAUUGUUUGACAGAGCCCAAGAUAAGAUCCUGAACAUCGAAAGCCAACUGAGUGAAGUACAAAAAGAUAUUGAAAACCAGGAAGAUUAUCAUAACCAGAUGUACCUCAAGAUGUACAGGAAGGGCCAAGAAGCUGCUAGGUUUGAACAAGCUGAUGAAGCUUUGGAUUUUUCACAGCGCAUGCCUAAACGUGUUUCUGUUCCUGAUCUCUUAAGGCAGCUUCAACAGCUUGAACUGGAGCUGGAUCAGACAAAACAGUUGUAUAGGGAGGCUGCUAGAGGAAUGGGAGACCGACAAGCAGAGUAUACUCUGCGUUUCCUCAAAGAUGCUGUCUUUUAUUUCCUUACCAAGAAGGAUAAAGAGCAUCUAAAGGCCAUCCAGAGUAUUCUGGGGUUCACAGAUGCCGAAAGGAUGGCAGUCGCUAAAGCGAUGAAACACAGGAGGCUAUUCUGUUCACCUUUUAAACUUUAAAAAAGUCACGUCGAGACUACCAUUCCAUUAAGAAGGGCAAAAGAAAUCACAUGGCAGAUGUGUAUUUUCUGUACCAUUUUUUGGCACAGUUAAAUAGUUUAAAAAAUUCAUGUCUGCUGCUUGUGAUAUUUCUAGCAGUCUAGAUUUUACACAGUAAAUUUAACAGAACCAGUCAAGAGGCAUGCUGUUGUAAAAAAAUAUACAAUUUAUUUAGUGAAGAGCUAUCAAAUUGCUAAUGCAGCUAUGUUUGUAAAAUAUAUUUGUAUAUAACUGUAUUUGAAUGCUUACUUUUUUUAACAUUUGAGGAGAAAAAAAUUACAUACCCUCCAUAUAACAAUCUAAAAAUUUAUUACAUUUAACACAGAAGUUGCCUGAGAAAUUCCCAGUUCAUGUAACAUGCUUAUAUUUUAUUAGCUUAAUUAUUUUCUUUAUAGUUUAGACAUUCAAUAAACUUCAAUUAUAGGUAUCAUAUUUUUAAUUUAAAAAAUCUGAUAAAAAUAGCUUAUUUAUCCUAAAUUGGCAGAGGACUUAUUACAAAAGUUUAUUCACCUAUCCAUAAAAAUUUUUAAAAUAGUAUUUUAAUCUCAGAACUUGCUGCAGAAAGUUAUUAACAACUGCCUUAUUUUUCUAAGGCUUUCAAUAUUUAAUAAUUAAAGUUGUGAAUAUCAUGCAAGAGCUUUUUAAAAAAAUCCAGAAAACUUUUAUUGAUAAAGAAGCAUGUCUAAAAAAUGUUGUAUAAGCUUCAAAAUUUGUAAUGUAUUUUGUUAUUAAAAGAAAUUGUAUUUACUACUACUACAAUCUAAAAACCAAAGAAAUCUUUAUCAUAAUACGAUGUAAAGAUUAAAUGUGGAUUCACUAAAAAGGCCCUAUUUUUUACCAUAUUAUUCCUCCUGUAAUUAUGCACCUAUUUGAUUUACUCUCUGAAAGUAUAUAAUUUUAAAAGGAACUGAAAUACAGCAGAUUAUUUAUUAUUAAUUUUCAAAGAGAAUUUCUUUAUAGAUUUACAUUUAUUCAGUAUUACAAGCAGAUAUACAUUAUUUGCUGUUCUUUUAUUAAGCAAGUUAUAUAAUUAUCUUGUAAAAGUAUUAAUUUACAAACUAUAUUUUUGUGAUAUUUUUUACAUGUAUUUCACUUUCUGAAAUGUAUUUUGAAACUUUAUUUUUACAUACAGUAUUAUAAAACAGAUUGCAUUUAAUAUUAUUUUUAUGUAUUUGGGAGUUGUGCUUUUUUGUAUUUUUCUCUUAUUUGUGUUAAACUAUGUAUUUCAACUGAAUAGCAAAUAUAAAUAUGAAAGUACUGGAUAGCAUUUGUUCCUAUGAUCUGUUUAUUCUGUACAUAAUUCAUGUAAUAUGUACAUUCAUUAAAUAUAAUAGAAAUACAGACUGUGCUAUAAGUAUAUGUCUGAUACAUUGAAUACACAAGGCAAACUAGUAAAAUGAUAUGCAUGUAAAACCUGAUCUUCUUGAUUGUAAAAUCUGAAGUUAUUUGUUGUUAUUAAAGAAUUGAGCAAAA
This is a messenger RNA of Stegodyphus dumicola, 3493 nucleotides long. It is a transcript of the gene qtc, whose product is annotated as GRIP domain-containing protein quick-to-court. The record is from RefSeq and is a predicted model, not a curated record. NCBI's taxonomy places the organism in Eukaryota, Metazoa, Arthropoda, Arachnida, Araneae, Eresidae.